CAUACAUUUUAUUCCAAUCUGAUGCUUCUUAAAGUGUGUACGUGUUCAAACACACAGUCAAUGUUCUCAGUUGACAUCAAUUAAUGUGGAAUGUAUUGCCCUCCCAGGGGCGGGACAUCCCGUAAUACUUCGUAGGCUACUUCCCACAGCUGCUAUACACGACUGCAAGUAAGUGUUUUCUAGAUUUAAUGAUUUUAAAGUGUUUUAGAAUGGUGAAUGAUAACAAUUAAAUCUAAUUUCAACUCAUUUCGGACAUUACAUAGGCACGUUAGGCUAUUUCUGGAAAAAACGUCGAUAAAGUGUAUUAUCAUGGCAACAGAUCAUUGCUCAAACAAAAAGUAAACUCGGCUACCGGGAAGCAAUCCAUUAUGAAACACAGAGAUGACUAUGCUCUUAAAUGUCACAUUUAGAGCAACACUAUUCAAAAAUUAGACCCUUUUUGAGUUAUGUUUUAUAGGCACGUUAGUCUUCAAAUUCGUUCUGAUGGUAACGUUGUAUGGCCAUGUGAAAGACGGAUAAACACACGUAUCGUUCCCAUAGCAAUCCAAGGUCCAUAGACGAGAUUUUCAUUGUCUGUGUUUUCUCGAUUGGGGCUUCACUGGUUGCGGUCCAGUGCGACUUGAUAGUCAUCGUGAAUGCUGGUGAAGCCCCCGAUUCAGUUCCAGUUCCCUUUAAGCUACUAAACUAGAAUUCUUGCGUAUGUGCCAGGUUGCCGUACGUAUUUACAGAACUAUGGUAAGCCGAAAAUGCACCAGGAUGUACGGAAGUCGAAAGGUUCAAGAAGCAUUUUCUAGCCUAUUGGAGCAAUACAUAUUGUGUAGUCCAUAUGUAUGAACACAUGUUUGUGUUCUUAGGCUAUAUAUUUGGACUUUGCCUACUAUAUUUCACAUUUGAUGAGUUUAGGUUUAUUUAUAUAGCACAUUAUUAUACAAAGGGCAUCCAAUGUGCUAUGCACUUUAGGCUCAAGAGACUUUAAGCUCAAGAGACCUAAAACUUUGGCACUAGGAAAUAUAAAAUAAACAGUUGGGCAAAAAUGAAAAAAAAAAAAAAAACGUAGUCCUAGUGUUGUAAAAUAAAACACUAACGCUAUAAAGCAAUCACUUUAAACUCACAUACGACCGUCAACUGAUUCAUUGUUUUUGAUUCAUUUUGGUUUGAGUCAGUUUUUUAAGCUUCUUUUUAAAACAAGGGGCAGAUCUGAUCUCCAUGAGGAGCUGGAUACGGCAGUGGACAGCAUAACGACUAAAUGCCAUUUCACCCUGUUUAAUUUCGACUCUGGGAACCGCUAGUUGACCAUCUCCUGCAGCUCUAAGGGACCUACCAGGCUUAUAUUUGACACACAUUUCAGAGAUGCAUUUAGGGUCCAUACCAUUAAGUGACUUAUAGACAAUUAGUAAUACUUUGAUUUUAAUUCUGUAUCUAACUGGGAGUGGGUGCAGACCUGAGAUUUGGAGUAAUGUAGUCUCUUUCCUAGUAACUGUUAAUUUUAGCUGCAGCAUUCUGAAUUAGCUGUAGCUGUCUAAUGGGCUUUUGGGAUGGCCAGUGAGGAGAGCAUUGCAGUAGUCAUCCCUGCAGGAUACAAAUGCAUGAAUACAUUUCUCUAAAGCUUGCAAAGACACACACUCUUUGAGAUGCCAAAAUGCUGUUUUGGCUAUAGCUUCGACGUGGUCACUAAAACUAAGGCCCCCAUCCAUGAGUACACCAAGGUAUUUGACAUCGGUUGCAGUUUUUAGUGCCGUAGACUCCAGAUCGUUUCUGAAAGGCAAGCUGAGCAUGGCUGAGGGAUCCACUCUCCAGAAAAGGUACCAGGCCUGCAUGAUCCUCAGUGGAGCUGGCGAUGCUCUGGGCUACAACAAUGGCGACUGGGAGUUUGAGUCAAAUGCUGAAAAAAUCCAUAAGGAGGUAGCAGAGAAAGGGGGCUUGGCGAAACUGGACAUCAGAAAUUUUCCUAUCAGUGACGACACGGUCAUGCACCUAGCAACAGCUGAUGCCUUAGUGAAGACUGGAGGCGCAUCGCUUAAAGACUUGUAUGGCGCACUGGUCAAAGAGUACAUAAAGUGUAUGGAUGAUAUGUCUGGCAGGGCCCCAGGUUUCACAUGCAUAAGUAGCACCACCUAUCUAAGGGGCCACCCGGAGGGGAACUGGAGGAUCCCUUUCAGCAAAGUUGGCGGGGGCUGCGGGGCAGCCAUGAGGGCCAUGUGCGUGGGCCUGCGCUUCCCCGCGCCGGAGCAGGAGAACCACCUGGUGGCCGUGAGCGUGGAGAGCGGCCGCAUGACCCACCACCAUCCCACAGGCUACCUGGGAGGGCUGGCCGGUGCGCUCUUCACGGCCUACGCGGUCAGGGGAGAGCCCCCAGUGGAGGCCUGGGGCCAGGGCCUGAUGGAGGUGUUGAAGCGGGCCAAGGAGUACGUGAAGCAGACAGGGCAUUGUGUUGAAGAGAACCUGGAACACUGGAACUAUUUUGAGGACAGCUGGAGAAUUUACCUUGGGCAGAGGGGAAUCCUUGAAGGGACUGGAAAAGCUCAGUUCCCAGAUGACUAUGGAGUGCCGGCGAGGGAGGUUUUCUACAAAUCGGUGAGCCACAGAGGAACAGGUGGUGCCAGCGGGCACGACGCGCCCAUGAUCGCCUACGAUGCCCUCCUGCGGGCCGGGGACUCGUGGACCGAGCUGGCCAAUCACGGCUUCUUCCACGGAGGUGACAGCGACUCCACUGCCGCCAUCGCUGCUGCCUGGUGGGGUGCCCUCUACGGGUUUCAUAACGUGCCCUCCAAAAACUACAAAGGCCUUGAGUACUACAAACGCCUAUCCAAUGUGGCAGAUGCGCUCUACCAGCUGCGGGAUAAGCCACUUUCAUGAAACUUUGCCAGGGAAAGGUGGCAGGAUUCUGGAUGACAUAUUGCCCUGCUCUCAUCAACCUCGGUGUCCAAUGAUUGCUAACAUAUCCAAUAUGUAACCAACAUUUAGGAAUGUUAACUCUUCUAUAGAAAUGUAAAUGCCACUUCAAAUUGUAUUGAUUUAUUUCCCUUGGUUACUAUACAGACACAUUUAAUUUUUUAAUGUAUGUUUUGCACACAUUUAAAUUUAAACAUGUAUUCCUCACAAA
Molecule: messenger RNA, 3103 nt
Organism: Clupea harengus (Atlantic herring)
Lineage: Eukaryota; Metazoa; Chordata; Actinopteri; Clupeiformes; Clupeidae
Product: ADP-ribosylhydrolase ARH1
Biological process (GO): protein de-ADP-ribosylation
Molecular function (GO): ADP-ribosylarginine-[protein] hydrolase activity; magnesium ion binding
Source: RefSeq, a predicted model, not a curated record